Molecule: messenger RNA, 2001 nt
Organism: Capronia epimyces CBS 606.96
Lineage: Eukaryota; Fungi; Ascomycota; Eurotiomycetes; Chaetothyriales; Herpotrichiellaceae
Product: 6-phosphofructo-2-kinase
Exons: 3
Coding region: 1-2001 (666 amino acids)
Biological process (GO): fructose metabolic process; fructose 2,6-bisphosphate metabolic process
Cellular component (GO): cytosol
Molecular function (GO): ATP binding; 6-phosphofructo-2-kinase activity
Source: RefSeq, a predicted model, not a curated record
AUGACUCAUGCCUCUACCUCGCCCAAUUCAGAAGUUGAGUCCUCUGCAAGUCAUGUCACAAAUCACCUCAGUCUUAUGCCUCCUCCGAAAACUGCCUUUGGCCGAGCCUCUUCCAGCCUCGCCUCCAACAAACUGCAGCCACAUCCUUCAAAUGCCUUGGGAAGAGCCCUGACCGAUACUCCUGCGCCCAGUGCGCCCACCAGCCCGCAAAUACUCGCCCGUGGCAGUGCCAAUCUCUCGGGCACCGUAACUCCCAAACUGCGCGCCACCACCCUCGACAUCCCGGGUCUGACUCGGUCCAAAGUUUCGCCUGACGGCCGGAUAUCAGAAAGAGAUGUUGGGGCCAAACUGAUCAUAAUCAUGGUUGGCUUACCUGCCAGGGGAAAGAGUUAUAUUACCAAAAAGAUCGCCAGAUAUUUGAAUUGGUUACAACAUCCCACCAGGAUAUUCAAUGUGGGCGACCGUCGCAGAGUGGCUGCCGGCGUGGGACAACCCAUUUCUGACCAGACGGACGCUGCCCUUCGAGAGUCUGUCCGGCGCAUGAGCUCGACCACCAGCACGGCUGCAAAGAUGGUCGAUCAUGGGGAAUUCUUACCCCCGCCAGCCAUCAAGACCGAAAUCCGCGUCAACGGGGAAAUUGCCUCUCUAUCGACCGUGGCCAGUCCGCCGCCGACCGAUGAAUCCGCCGGCUCUGAAGAGAACCGUGAGCCCGUUACAAUGUCUGCUUCUGCACCGAUCGACCAGUCCGCUCGUUUUUUCGAUCCUCAAAAUGUGCGGGCGAAACAGAUUCGAGAGCAGGUGGCUCAUCAGGCGCUGGAUGAACUGUUAAAGUACGUCUUGGAGGAGGGUGGAUCGGUCGGAAUCUUGGACGCAACGAACCAUACGCAAGAACGACGGAUGUCGCUGAUCCAACAUAUUCGACAACGGGACGAGAACAUCAAUGUACUAUUCAUUGAGUCUCGGUGCCAAGACCAGAAUCUGCUUGAGGCAAAUAUGCGACUCAAACUAUCCGGCCCGGACUAUCGAGGCAAAGACCCUCUUGCGGCGUUGAAGGAUUUUGAGGAACGAGUACGGCAGUAUGAAAAGUCAUAUCAGAAGCUGGACGAAUUUGAAGAAGAACACAACAUGUCAUACUGUUCUAUGAUCGAUGUCGGUCGGAAGAUGGUCAGUUUCCAGGUCAAGGGGUUUCUUUCCAUUCAGACAGUGACUUACCUGAUGAACUUCAACCUGGCCCCGAGACAGAUCUGGAUCACCCGCCACGGAGAGUCAAUGGACAACGUCAACGGCAAGAUUGGCGGCGACAGUUCUCUGAGUCCUAACGGAGUAAGAUAUGCUCGGGACCUCAGCAAGUUCAUUGAAGAACAGUGGAAGGCAUGGGAGGCAAACCAAGCCGAGAAGAUGGCAAAUACACAUUUUCCCCCUCGACCGGGAGACACGACACCACCAAACCCUGCGUAUACGGCUCAAACUCUACAGGGACGAAAUUUCUGCGUGUGGACGAGCAUGCUGAAAAGAAGUAUCGAGACCAGUCAAUUCUUCAAUGAGGACGAAUAUGAUAUUAAACAAAUGCGAAUGCUUGAUGAAUUGAAUGCCGGGUCGAUGGAGGGCAUGACCUAUAUGGAGAUCCGGGACAAAUUCCAUCACGAGUACGAACUUCGGAAACGUAACAAGCUACACUACCGGUACCCUGGCCCGGGCGGUGAAGGAUAUUUGGAUGUUAUCAACCGCCUGGGAAAAGUGAUUCUAGAGAUCGAGAGGAUGACGGAUCAUGUCUUGAUCAUUGGCCAUCGCAGCAUUUGUCGUGUCAUCCUCGCAUACUUCAUGGGCCUCGACCAGGAAGACAUCAGUGAUCUAGAAGUUCCGUUAGGGAUGGUGUACUCGCUCGAACUGAGACCUUAUGGUGUCGACUUCAAGGCGUAUCGAUGGGACCCUACAACUGACGAGUUUGAACACGAACCGGACUAUCGGAUGAGGCGAGCCACCGACCCACAAGCAGCCUGA